Molecule: messenger RNA, 866 nt
Organism: Notothenia coriiceps (black rockcod)
Lineage: Eukaryota; Metazoa; Chordata; Actinopteri; Perciformes; Nototheniidae
Product: paired box protein Pax-3-like
Exons: 4
Coding region: 294-866 (190 amino acids)
Biological process (GO): regulation of transcription by RNA polymerase II; anatomical structure development
Molecular function (GO): RNA polymerase II cis-regulatory region sequence-specific DNA binding; DNA-binding transcription factor activity, RNA polymerase II-specific
Source: RefSeq, a predicted model, not a curated record
CAACAACAACAAUAUCUUCCUCCAGCUUCACCGACAUUUCCAAUACCUCCUUAUUCUGGCGAUUUAAACCGAGGAAACUACUUUUUAACAUCCAGAAAAAUCCAAUUUUCUCCUUUUUUUUCGGAGGCUGACCUCCAGGAAAGCUUCAUCUCAGGCGGAGAAAACGCGAUUUCAACGCCGAUUUUGCUGCUUCAAACUCGGUGUUGGAGCUGCAGCCUCCCCGGCAGGAGGAGCUCCCUGAAGGCACCGCGGUGCUGGAGGUACUGAGUGCGUUGGCGGGGUCAAUCCCCAGGAUGAUGCGACCCACGCUGGCUCAGAACUACCCCCGCAGUGGCUUCCCACUGGAAGUGUCUACCCCGUUGGGUCAAGGCCGUGUGAACCAGCUCGGAGGAGUUUUUAUAAACGGCAGACCUUUGCCCAACCACAUCCGACAUAAGAUCGUGGAGAUGGCGCACCACGGAGUCCGGCCGUGCGUAAUCUCCCGGCAGCUGCGCGUCUCUCACGGCUGCGUCUCCAAGAUCCUGUGCCGAUACCAGGAGACCGGCUCCAUCCGGCCCGGGGCCAUCGGGGGCAGCAAGCCCAAGCAGGGGACCACGCCGGACGUAGACAAGAGAAUAGAAGAUUACAAGCGGGAAAACCCGGGUAUGUUUAGCUGGGAGAUUCGGGAUAAAUUACUGAAGGAUGGGAUAUGUGACCGCAACACCGUGCCUUCAGUGAGCUCCAUCAGUCGCACCAUGCGGAGUAAGUUCGGGGGGAAAGGCGACGAGGAGGAGGAUGAGGAGGAGCUGGAGAGGAAGGAGCUGGAGGAGAGCGACCGGAGGGCCAAACACAGCAUCGAGGGCAUCUUAGGAGACAGAUGUGAGUGA